CCCAGUACAGUACCAAAAGGACGUAUAUAAUUGGUUGUAUUAGAUACGAGUCUGACAGAGCUAGGGUACUCUCGUCACAUUUCGGCACAUUCUGUAUUGAUGGAGGAUACUGGAAUCAGCCGAAGUUAGCCGUAUGGGAGCUAGGGGACCAGAAACCAGAAAAGACUUUCAAAAUGGCUGUCAACAUACCCGGAUUGGUGGCCAUUGCAGUGUUCUACGUGGCAAUCCUCACGUUUGGAAUAUUAAUUGGACGGCGUAAGAACAAAACUGGUACCGCCGAUGAACUGUUCUUAGCAAACCGGAGUUUUGGGUUGGUCGUGGCCUGUUUAACAACUGCAGCUAGUAUGGUUGGAGGGGGAUAUGUUAACGGUACAGCGGAAGUGAUAGGGAGGGAUGGUAUGGCCUGGACAAUAGGACCGAUAGGUUACAACAUUGGUAUGGCGCUAGGUGGAAUUUUCAUCGCACCAAAGGUCCGUGCUGCCCGUUAUACGACUAUACUAGACCCAUUCCAAGUAAAGUAUGGACCUAAGAUGGGCUCAGUUCUCUUUGUCUCAGAAUUCUUUGGAGAUGUGUUUUGGGAGGCAGCCAUUUUUGGAGCGUUAGGCACAACAUUGUCAAUUGUAUUGGAUAUCAACAUCACGGCUUCCGUCGUCAUUUCCGCCUGCGUAGCAGUUGUCUACACGUUCUUCGGUGGCUUAUACUCAGUGGCUUACACGGACAUUGUGCAGCUCUUCCUGAUAGCUGUCGGACUUGUCCUAGCUGUUCCUUUUGCCGUAACGAGCCCCGUUGUUGACAUGUCCAAGGUUACAACUAGCUGGCUUGGACAAGUUCACAGCCAGCACAUUGGACUGUACAUUGAUACUAUCUUCCUAUGUGUCUGUGGGGGUGUGCCCUGGCAGGCAUGGUACCAACGCGUGCUGGCAUGUAAAUCCCCCAAACUUGCUCAAAUUUCCACAGUGGUCGGCGCUUGCAUAGCCCUGGUACUAGCCAUCCCUCCAGGCAUUUUGGGCGUCGCAGGAGCAGCUACAGACUGGAAUGCCACUUCCUACGAAGGCAGUCUACCAUUAACCUUUGGAGAGUGGACAAACAUACUGCCGAUGGUCUUACAAUUCGUGUGUCCCCAAAGUAUUUCCAUUAUUGGGAUCGGCGCCGUGUCUGCCGCUGUCAUGUCCUCUGCCGACUCAUGUGUUCUCGCCAGUGGAACAGUCUUUGCCAGCAACAUAUACAAGAAUAUUUUCAGACCUAAUGCAUCAGAAAGGGAACUGGUGUGGGUGCUGAGAGUCGCAAUCGUGGUUGUAGGAGCGCUUGGUGCCAUUAUAGCUCUGACUGUUGGAACCGUGUACGGACUAUUUAUACUCUGUGGUGAUCUGAUGUUCGUUGUCCAGUUUCCGCAGCUUAUCUGCGUCCUUUGGGUGAGCUUCGCCAACUCCUAUGGAAGCUUGUCUGGAUUCAUCAUCGCCAUGUUCCUGCGAUUUGCUGGAGGGGAGCCCUUCCUGUUCAUCCCUCCCCUCAUCAAGUAUCCAUACUACGACGAAAAGCACGGUCAAAUGUUUCCGUUCAAAACCAUGGCCAUGUGUAUCUCAUUUAUCGUUAUCAUUGGAGUUUCCUACCUUACCGACAGGCUUUUCAAAAGUGGAAAAAUCCCUAUGAAAUACGACAUACUUCAAUGCUUUACGGAAGAAAUGGAACAGAAGGCGGUUGAAACAAAAGAAAAUGGAGAUCAGUUGCAGUGUAAUCCGGAACCAUCGGCUGAAGAUGAACUACUAGAGAAGAAGACAACUUCAUUCAUAUAGCUUAUGAAGGCAACUCUGGUACACACAGGAUAUUGUCCUAUAUAGAAAUGCAAUAUAUGUCUUUAGGAGGAACAACAUGUUUAAAAGAUAUUUAGACUGAGACAAGUACUCUUGAAUGGUAUAUCUGAGUAUAAUUUGAAAAAGACAAUAUAAAAUAUGUGUUUUCUCCCACUGGGGACCCAUACCUGAUAUCAAAUUGUCAGCAUUAUUACUGUCAUGCAACUGGGCAUGCAACUGUGUCAGGAUGUGACUUGGCAACAAUAUAUACAUCUUGAAGUGUCUCCGCUAUUGACAAUCAUUUGAGAGACAUGGAACCUUGUUAAUCAUGAAUGAUUUCCUUUUUAUGUAUCUUACAUGUUUACCAUCAUGACGUCAUCAAUUAGUCAACCAUUUAGAGAUAUUAUAAUUGCAUAGAGGAUAAUCAGUAUAUGUACCACAAUUAAGUGUUACUUUAGGGUAUACUUUUAAUAACUCAUUUUCUAUCUGAAUCAGUCUUUGUUCAUGUGUGCCUAUGUACAUUUGGUUAAUCGCUGGCGUUGUAGACGAAAUUUCCACUACAUGUAUUAAAGCAUGUGAAAUUAAAUGUAUGGUAAUGUUGUAAUUCUUAAAUAAAUGUAUGUUGCUAAUGCAUCUAUACCCUAUAUUUAUAUAUUUGGUUUGUUCAAUAUCAACUUUCCAACAUGGUAUAUUUUCUCGGGAUUUCUACAAUUUGGCCCUUGCAACACCGAGGUGUUCUGAAAAUCAAAACUAUCUGUUCGAUACACAGAUAUAUAUCAAUUAUACAAUCAUUUAAUUUUUAAGAUGUUAUUUGAAUUCAAUCAAUAUCUUAUGCAAUGCAGUCAGCUAAGCUUGGCGUUGAUACACAUGUUCGCAAUAUUAUUUUUCCUCGGUGCACACUCUAUACGGAAUGUAUCACAAUUUGUCAUAUACGAUCGAAUGAUAUUGCAACAAUGACAUUAAACAUUAUCUACAUACAUCAA
Messenger RNA from Pecten maximus, 2773 nucleotides. Its product is annotated as high-affinity choline transporter 1-like. The record is from RefSeq and is a predicted model, not a curated record. The transcript is spliced from 9 exons. NCBI's taxonomy places the organism in Eukaryota, Metazoa, Mollusca, Bivalvia, Pectinida, Pectinidae. Gene Ontology annotation, biological process: acetylcholine biosynthetic process; transmembrane transport; choline transport. Gene Ontology annotation, cellular component: plasma membrane. Gene Ontology annotation, molecular function: choline:sodium symporter activity. Bases 174 to 1793 code for a protein of 539 amino acids.